AACAUUAGGGAACCUACAGCUUUAUGGUGCUGCAUUGCGCUUGUAAAGCUGAGUUAAUGAUUAGCUAUUUAAGAAUAUUACUUUCGAAAUCUGUUUUCAGGAAACGGAAGAGUCUUGAACUCUGAAGCAGUGCGGCAGGGGGGGGGAGAGUUUCACUGUAACGGAUUCUCUGUUACGGAGAUACGGCAGGAGCGCAGGUGACUAUGACACCCGGCUGAACGAAGGCAGUGUCACACUUCGCACGUCGCAUGCCAGUUGCUUAGAGUAGUAAUAGUUUUGUAUUGGCGGUUUUUUCGUCCCACGGAAGUUCUAUGGAUAAGUCAAAAAACUUCCGAAUCGAUGCCCUGUUGGCGGAUGAAUCUCACCGGGGGAACCGGGAUACCUCUCCGGGUCUGGACCAUGGCAGCCUCACCGGCAGCCCCACGACCUGUCAGAAACCGGAUUCACGAUUCAUUAUACCUAAAUUAGACCUGUUUGUAAUGCACCCAGAACUUGCCUCACUCUCCCACGGUACAAUCCCUGGUAUGUACACGGCACCGCUGUACCCCAUAUCGCUCCCGGGAUGCCAGCAUCAAGCCUUUAACUACCCGGGAUCCCCUCACUUUACCCAUCCACAUCCGGAGAGCCCUAAAACAGCGGCUCUUCCCAUCGAGCAGUGGAUUCAGGCUGGGAUUAUGGUACCGAGCCCUCCGGGCUACAGAUCUGCGCCCCCUUCAGUCCUGCUGGGGAAGUGUCGCAGGCCACGCACAGCAUUUACCAGCCAGCAACUUCUGGAGCUGGAAAACCAAUUCAAACUGAACAAGUACCUCUCACGGCCAAAACGCUUUGAAGUGGCUACAUCACUGAUGCUGACUGAGACACAGGUGAAGAUCUGGUUCCAGAACCGGCGCAUGAAGUGGAAGCGCAGCAGGAGGUCCAGUGGCCGGUCCUCACAUACACAUUCAGAAGGUCCACCAGGGUGUGAGCAUCCAGGGGACACUCAACCGAUGGACGACGUAGAUGGAAAUACUCUGGAGGAGGACGUGGACGACACAGAGGAGGACAAAGAUGAGCAGCAGGAUUUUGUGUUGGCUCUGGGCAAGAACUGUCAUAACCCAUCGGACUACCUACAAUGUGCCUCAAAACGGAGAGCCUGCUCGGACGCUGACCUAGAGGAGACCAAGAAGGGACGUCAAGGUCAGGAUCUUUGUGGAGAUCUUUGAAAGAUCCAGAGUGCUCUACAAUUAAAGCCAACAGAGGAAGAUCCUGGUGGCAAGUCCCAUGUGGCUCAUGCAUUUGCAAGGAGCUGAUAUCCAUCACAAAUGUAUAACAUGCAUGCUGUGUGACAGGAUCCAGUGAGGUUCUCUGUUACAGGUGCAGAACUUGUUUGGAAGCCCAAAUUCCCCUCCCCAAUCCGUCAGCUCACAGAAUGAAAGUGGUCCAUAGUCAUCUUUGAAGAUGCUUUUUCCAGGUGCUUCUCUCCCUUUAGUACCUGCCCUGUAGCUAAAUUUCUCACUCUAAUUUAUUUUAUAUAUAUUUUCAAAAAGAAGAUGGUGUGCGGUUCUCAGGUACUGCGGUUCCACAUUGUCCCUGAGACUUUGCUGGGCUAUAGAUUUAAAUUUAUAUGAACAUACAAAGGUUCAAUGGACUGUUUAUAAGCUUCCAAACAAAUCAGCAGUAUUACGCAAAAGAAUGACUCACCAGUUCCGCAUCCUGAAAGGAACGAAAGUUUAUAUGGGAAUGUUUUUUAAGCCAUUGUGUUGAAAGUAUAAACUCUAGUAGCUUUGUAAGUUUCUAUAUUUUCCCCUUAAUGACUUUAUUUUAUAAAAAUGUCUGUUGGAAGAAACUAUU
Brienomyrus brachyistius is the source of this 1830-nucleotide messenger RNA. RefSeq names its product motor neuron and pancreas homeobox protein 1-like. Lineage: Eukaryota; Metazoa; Chordata; Actinopteri; Osteoglossiformes; Mormyridae. Gene Ontology annotation, cellular component: nucleus. The transcript is spliced from 3 exons. Gene Ontology annotation, biological process: central nervous system development; spinal cord motor neuron cell fate specification; neuron projection morphogenesis. Gene Ontology annotation, molecular function: DNA-binding transcription factor activity, RNA polymerase II-specific; sequence-specific double-stranded DNA binding. The coding region runs from base 312 to 1202 and encodes 296 amino acids. The record is from RefSeq and is a predicted model, not a curated record.